AUGGUCCAAGAAACAGAUAUCUCCAUCAAUAAGAAGGAUGAAAAUGUGAGAAAGAGGAACAGAAUUAUUAUAUCAUGCACCAGUUGCCGGAGAAAGAAAAUCAAGUGCGAUCGGGCGAAGCCCAUCUGCUCAUCUUGCAAAGUCAGAAAGUAUCCAUUGGACCAAUGUAUCUACAACGACACCGUAGAAAAGGCUGCUGCUGCCGCGGCUGCUGUGUUAGACAACGUUGAUAGUAAGGGGAAAAUAAUUUAUCCAAGAGCCGAGCGGCGCAAGAACUUGAAAUUAAGACAAAUGACUCCCAGUGAUGACUCGAAACGAUACAAGCCUAAUCACGACCAUAACGAAUGUAUGGAACCACGAUCAGCCCCUGAGAAAUCGGAUUCAAAGAACCAGGAUUUGAGGAAUGAGUUAUCAAAAAUUAAUCAGAGAAAGAUUUUGUUGAAUGAUUUUGCAAAUAGUUUGACUUCGAAUAAUAAUGAUAGUGUGGAGUAUCUCAACCUCAAGAUCGAAUUAUUGGAGAAGGAGAAUGCAAUUCUCAAGUCAUUAGAUAUCGAAAUAGAUCAAAAUCACCAUCCCGAAGGUUCUGUAUUAUUGUGUGAUCAGAGUCGAGUGACUGAUCAUGAUAUCAAAAGAGACAAUUUACUAUUUCUCAAUAUUAAUGUUUCCGACAUCAACACCAUGAGAUUCAAGCCAAAUAGAACCAUAUAUUUUGGCCCCACCUGCUUCAGAUCUGCUAUAACAUUUAAUAAAAGCUUUUCUGAGAUUUACCAAUUAAUCUCCAAGUUGACCACAAAAGAUCGAAAGCGUUUCAAAUCGACAAGAAGAAAUUUGGAAUAUGCAGCUUAUUUCCCGUUCAACAUUGAUAGAUGCUAUGAUAUAAUAGAAAAUAAUGCAAAUGGCCAAAUGAAACCGUUGAAAAUGAGCAGUCUGUCUUCAGGUAUUAAUAAUGAUAAUGAAUUUUUUGCCGAUUUGCUAAACUUUCUUCCAAACUAUGAGAGAAUGUUUCAACAUGUCAACAUCUUCUUUGAUAAGCUUUUAGACUGGUUGUAUCCGUUUGUCACCAGAUCAUACAUCAAUGAAAUUUUCAAUGACAUUUUCAAACUUAAAACUGAAAAAGAAAAAAUGGAUACCAACGACCUAAACAAAAACGAUUUCAAAAUUGUUAUCACUCAUAGACACGGGGACUUGUCAAAACUUGCUUUGAUUAUUGCCUUAUUGAAAGUUUCUUUACUAUACACCGACUCCCCAUUCGAUUCCAUUAACCCAAAAUUACUGAAUCACGAAGCCACCAAAUAUGAAAGUGUUUUGGUAUACUAUUCUACAAAGCUUCUAUCAUUAUUGCAAAUGAUGAAACGACCAUUGAUCACAUCUAUCCAAGCAUUAUUGUUUUUAAAAGUUGAUAAGAUGUUUCAUUUGAAUGAAGGUGAAGGUGGCGAUAGUUCCGAUGGACACUUGUGGCAUACGUUAAUUUUGAAUAUGGUGAUGAUGUGUGGCUUGCAUCGUGAUAUCGAAAAAAAUUAUGGUGCUGAGACACCAGAAUAUCGUAAAAUGUUGAAGAAUAUAUGGCGCUAUGUGACUUUUAUUGAUUUGAGACAAUCUUUUGAUUUAGGGUAUCCUUUGCUGGUGGAUGAUUUGAGAUUUUCCGAGACUUCGUCAAGGGUUAUGUUUGAUCACUAUAGUGAAGAUAUUAGUGAAUUCGAGAUCAAUAGGCAGUUUGCUGUAUUGAAUAAAAAGGCUAGUAAUGAUGGUGAUUUCGAUGAUACCAUGUUUGAUUAUUUCACCCCAAUUGUCAGAAAUUUGUGUUACCAAAUCAAUAGUUUACAGUGCAAAAAUUUGACGAUAUUUAAAUUGGAGCUUUAUAUCCAAAAUUUGAUCAAAUUUUAUAAUAACAGAGAUUUCUUCCAGCCUGUAUUCGAGAGUCUAUCAAAUCCAAUUGUUCAAGAUAACCAGUUACCUAAAAAUGGCCACAAGUUUAUGAAAUUCAUCAAGAAAAUCAAACUACAGAUUGAAAUUAUCGAUAUCAUUUUCACAUUGUAUAAUUUGAUCUUCAUGAUUCUUAGAAAAAUGGAUAAUGUUAAAGAUAGGGAUCUUGCCAAAUAUACCAAUUUCUACGCCAACCAAGCUACCAAUUUUGUGGUUUUGAUUAUCAGAAGUACUAAGAAGUUUCUAGAAAUCAAAGCUAUGGAUAGGAUUGUGAAAAUAUAUUUAUUUGAGAUAAUUCUGAAGGUCAUUACCAGAACCUCAAAUUUCAUAUUUUCUAGCGUGUUGUUUUCUUAUAAUGAUCUGAAGGGUAAUAAUGACCUGGUUGAGGGGGAUUCAAAUGAUUUCUCUAAUAAUUUCAAGAAUUUUUUCAAUGGUACCGACAAGAAUAUGAAAAACAUUAGAGCAAAUGGUAAUGAACUAAUCAAUGAGAUUCCAUGUUCCUCGUUUUCUGAUAAAGAUUUCAAUGAGAUUUGUAUUAGUGGUAACCAAUAUCCAUUGGUGCAUGAUGCCGAUGGUAACCUUUCAAAACAGUAUAAAUAUUUUGAAGAUUUCGUCAAGAAUGACUACACCUACUACAAUUUUUAUAAUAAUAAGUUGGAAUUGGCAAACUUGGUGUUCAAAUUUUUCUUCCAAAAUGUUCAAAACAAGUUGAAAGACUAUUACGUGUUUUAUGUGCCAUACAAAAUCUCGUUGUAUUUUUAUUCAUAUUUUAAAGCAAGAAACUUGGUAAAGAAUUUCAAAGAAGCCAAUACUUCAAACAAUACAAACAACCGCAAACACAACAACAACAAUAAUGCUCGUGAACCUGUGGGUGAAACAGGGAAGACAAAGACAGCAUUGGAAGACACCAGUGGCUUAUUUAGACCACCGGCUUUUAGCCAAAGACCUUCACCAUCACCAAAUGGUAUCCCAAACCAACCGCUAGUAGAUCAGCAGCAAUUCAACCCCCCAGGAUAUCUAUCAUGGCAAAUGAUGUCACUGCCAAAGGUAACCAAUGGGACUGGUGCCAAUGAUUCUUCUUCUGUUAAUGAAAGAUUCCAUAAUCCGACUCAUCAGAAAUUCGGAAACUCAGCACAGUGCGCUAGCAGUAAUCAUGAGGUUGUGCCACCGAACCCUUCCGAAUUCGAGAGGAUUCCUGUCAAGAGUGUUGCGCAAUCUCCAGGUCAACUCAACGGUGAGAGUAACGACACGCAAUUCAAUAAUGAUUCAACAACGUCGUACCCGCGAUUAAAUGUCUCCUCGAGUUUCGGGGCCGAUUAUUACAAUGUUGGAUAUGUUGAAAACACCACCGCCACCGCCGCCAAUAAUGCUAACCAGACGAUGAUGCAACAACAACAGCCACUAAUGUCGCAUGAAGCGUUAUUCAAUCCAGUGUUGGAUAAUGAAAAAUACAAUCCUUUGGAAUUGCUCAUAGAAGAUUUCUACAUUGAUGUUAAUGAUUUGUUCAACCAAAUUAACUCUCAAUCUGUAUGA
This is a messenger RNA of Saccharomycopsis crataegensis, 3456 nucleotides long. Its product is annotated as Zn(II)2Cys6 transcription factor. The record is from RefSeq and is a predicted model, not a curated record. Gene Ontology annotation, molecular function: zinc ion binding; DNA-binding transcription activator activity, RNA polymerase II-specific; RNA polymerase II cis-regulatory region sequence-specific DNA binding. Gene Ontology annotation, cellular component: nucleus. Bases 1 to 3456 code for a protein of 1151 amino acids. The transcript has a single exon. Gene Ontology annotation, biological process: regulation of transcription by RNA polymerase II. NCBI's taxonomy places the organism in Eukaryota, Fungi, Ascomycota, Saccharomycetes, Ascoideales, Saccharomycopsidaceae.